AAUUCGCGCUUGAGGGGCCGACAAAGGGGUGUAAUGAGUCGGCCUCCAACCCCUAGGUCGCCCGGAGACCCCUUCCUCUCCCCAGCCGAGGAAAUUCUUUUCUUCCUUCUCUCAUCCCGAGGGUCAGCUCUACUUUCUUUAGCUGUUUGCGGGAAAUCGAUCUCUGCCUCCUCGACAUUCAUAUACUUCGCCUAUCUCCCCAGCACUUCGUCGAACGUUCUACCGGGGCGCUUUGCCAGAGAAUUCCUGCACAAGCCCGGUCGCAACCCUCGUGUCAAACCUCCUGCCUUUAUCUCCUCCGAUGCCCUGGGCACUUCGACGCAUGCUCGCAUGCCGCCACGUAGGGAACCCGAUCAUCAGGCUCCUACUCAGGCUAUGGUAGUCGCUCAGUUUCGCGAUUAUCACGCCGAAAAGUUCUCAGGGCAGGGAGACCCCCGCAUCGUUGAUGAAUGGAUUCAGGGGUUGGAAUUUAUCUUUGAGGUUAUGGAAUGCCCCGAUAGAUAUCGCGUAGUUUGCGCUCAGCUUCAGCUCACUGGUGAUGCAAGGCUCUGGUGGAAUGCCUACUGGAGCAUGCGUCCCGGUGAAAAGGCGGGUUGUACAUGGGACAUGUUUAAGGAGUUAGUCCGUGACAAGUACUACCCUUCCUACUAUCGGGCAGAGAUGGAGCGCAAGUUUUUAGCGCUUCAGCAAGGCACUCGUACUGUUGAUGAGUACGAGCGAGAGUUCACUAGACUUGCAGGUUUCGCACCGGAUCUUGUUCGCACGGAGGCUCAGAGAGCGCAGAGGUUCAUUGACGGACUUUACCCAGCAGUCCGUCACAACAUCGUGGGACACGGGACUCAGACCUACGCUCGUGCCGUUACUAUCGCUCAGGAGGUGGACGCUAGCAUCAGGAGGGAGGCAGUUCGUGAUCGUGCCCAGCCAUCCGCCCCAGUUCCACCAUUUGUAGCUCCACCAUCUCUACCAGCCCCUCAGCCAGCAAAGGAGAAGAAGAGGAAGGGGAAGGGUGCACCGACUGACCGGAGGACCCGACAGAGACAGCAGCCGAUUCCGCCUUGCCCGACUUGUGGUCGACUUCACAGAAGAGAGUGUCGU
Molecule: messenger RNA, 1095 nt
Organism: Striga hermonthica
Lineage: Eukaryota; Viridiplantae; Streptophyta; Magnoliopsida; Lamiales; Orobanchaceae
Source: the annotation of a GenBank genome assembly